This is a messenger RNA of Eruca vesicaria subsp. sativa (arugula), 1047 nucleotides long. NCBI's taxonomy places the organism in Eukaryota, Viridiplantae, Streptophyta, Magnoliopsida, Brassicales, Brassicaceae. The record is from the annotation of a GenBank genome assembly.
AGUGAGAAGUGAGAGAACACACAAACUCUGUUUUUUCUUUCAAUCAAACAAUCCCCAAUUCGAAACCCUAACCAUCAAUUUCUCGUUGAUUCGCUAAAUUCAAUCGAAGAAAUGAGCAAAGACGAUGGCACUGUCGAGAUCACUCACAAAACCAUCGGCCCAUCUCGUCCCUCCCGGAUUCGAGUGGCGUCUCGUAUCAAAGUUCGUGAUUUGAGGAACGCGAUUGCGGAAAAGGGUCGGUUCCCCGUCGCGAAUUUGAGGAUGAUUCUCCGUGGGAAGGCAUUGCAAGACGAGGAAGAUGGAGAAGACGUGUACGUCACGCUCAAGGACGAAGAUUCUUUGACUGUUGCUGUAGUUCCAAAACGACCAGUUGGAGUUGAGACAUUCGAUGAUGAUGAUGACGAGGAUGAAUUGAAGUUUAAGCUCCCACCAUCAGCAAGCAGGUGGAAGAGGAAGCUUUACUACUUUCUUCGUAACAAGUUGAAGCUUCCCGAUAUCAUUCUUAUGGGACUCUUCUCUUUAAGUCUAAAGAUGUGGGUUAUUAUCACAUUGUGGUUUAUCUUGGCGCCUAUUGCCCAUCGCUGGGAACUAGGCCCUAUAUUUUUACUAGGGACUGGCUUUUCAAUCAUCUUGCUCAACCUUGGUAAACGACAACCUGGUGAUGUCAGUGCAUAUUCCAUAUUCAACGAGGACUUUAGAGAGCUUCCAGGUACAUAUAAUGCAGAGCGUAUAGACCGGGACAUACGAGCAGGCCAUAUAUGAUGCAAAAUAACAUCAACGGCAUUGCUUGAUUGAGGUUGACAUCAACGGUGGAACAGAACUUAUAGAUAGCCAAUAUGCAACCAAAAGAAAAAGAUCAGAUGUUUUUGUCCCAUCAGACUGAGACAAUACAAAAAGCAUAACAGUACUUGUACAUGAGAUCUAAUCUUGAUAUUGAAAGAAUGUAAUGCCCUAAUAAUCCGUUUGCGAGUAACAUUUUGAAAAAAAAACAUUGAUAGUUCAGUUGUCUUCACUCUUUACCAUAUAACUUUUGAAUGAUUCUAUUUC